Peronospora belbahrii is the source of this 1602-nucleotide messenger RNA. NCBI's taxonomy places the organism in Eukaryota, Oomycota, Peronosporomycetes, Peronosporales, Peronosporaceae. The record is from the annotation of a GenBank genome assembly.
AUGGCUCGACCAAGUAAAGAUGAUAUGAUAAAAAGAGACGCCAAGCGUGAUACCCCAAAGUUUGGCAACCUUUUGCAUGCAGCUUCGCAUUCCACUGGCGAACAAGACAUUAUGGACACAUGGCCUUCGGAAAAUCCAAGCACUUCCGAGACGGACUACGACGAUGAACAUGAACAUGAUGUUGAAGAAGACAAUGCGGCAGUUGAAGAUUUGUCCAACUUGCACAACGCAGAAAAUAUGUGUCGCUCAUCGGGAUGUCUAAACACAGCACGUAGUCAUGGACGGUGCGUAACGCAUGGCGGAGGAACGCGCUGCAAUAUACAAGGCUGCAUGAAGCAUGUCGUAUCCGGUGGCUUGUGUGUGGGACAUGGUGGAGGUCGACGAUGUCGUGGCUCUCCUCGCUGUACUAGCAGUGCUGUGACUCGUGGACUCUGCGUGCAACAUGGUGGCGGACGGAAGUGCAGCGAGCAAGGUUGCAACAAGCAUGUGGCUUCCGGUGGGCUAUGCCGUACGCAUGGAGGUGGAAGGCGUUGUCAAGUUCCAAAUUGUACGAGUAGUGCACAAAGCCGAGGUCUGUGCUAUGUUCACGGAGGCGGCGGACGUUGUCAACGGGUAGGAUGCGGGUCCAGCGCCAAGAAGGGCGGUCUCUGCAUCGCGCACGGUGGAGGCCAUCGCUGUCAAGUGACCGGAUGUGCAAGUAGUGCUGUGAGCGGUGCUCGUUGUCGCGCUCACGGAGGUGGUCGUCGUUGUGCAGUUGAUGGCUGUGCUAGUAGUGCAAAGACCGGCGGAAGAUGCAUCGCACAUGGUGGUGGAAAGCGCUGUACUGUUAGCGGCUGCACUAGUAGUGCGCAGCGUCUGGGAUUGUGUAAAGCGCAUGGAGGAGGACGACGAUGCGUAGUGGAAAAAUGUGCCAAUAGUGCUGUGAGUCGAGGUCGCUGUAUUGCUCACGGCGGUGGCAAGCGAUGUGUCUUUGAAGGUUGUACAACCACUGCACGCAAGGGUGGCUUCUGUUUUGCUCAUGGCGGGCGAUCCACAACGUCGACAGCGAACUGCAAAAGCAAGAUGAUUUCACAUUCUUCUUCGUUUCCAUCGACACCAAUUACAGUCCCUUCAAAGUCGAUUUCAAGGUCAUCAGCUGAAGUACGCUCGCCAAUCCCGGCGCUUACUCUACCACCGCGGAGACUGCUUCCACCGAUCAGCACGAUGCUUAUGGCCAAUCGGCCAAGUAUCCUCCAUCGGUAUCAGUACACACAAAUUCCUCCGCUUCGAAAGGCUGUUGUUUCGAUUGAACGAGGAACGAGACCUGUGCAAAACAUGCUCAACGAAGAUUGGCCAGAGAUAGUCAAGACUGCCGAACAGGUAACAUAUCAAGACUCUCGGUACGAUGUGCCUCAGACUCCUACGUCAUCUUCAUGUCGGACUGGUUACUCGUGGCAGCGACUACAAGAGACCAUUCGUCGCGAAUACCGAGUCCAUGGGACCACGACCGACAAAGAAGAGUCGGCAUACGAAAUGACGGACACCUGCAUGGUAAAAGAUAGCGAGACGCUCAAGGACGGCGUACAGAUAACUGGUAGUAGGUUGAAUUUGACAAGAAGUUGA